GGCUCGCUCGCAUGCAGCGAGGCAGGCGGCUAGUGGUAGUUAGCGCAGCUCAGGACAUCGACUCGACACGGGAAGCUUUGCGGUCCGCACCCUCCCGUUUGGUGACCACCUCUAUCCCGAGGACGCGCUAUUUGACGGGGACGACGAUUAGGCGGUGAAGAAUGAAAUAAACUGCCACAAAUCUCACCGGUUUGGAUUUUUUCCCUGUUCGCCUCUUUCUUUUCCCCCCCUUCCUCGGGCGCCUACGUAAUUGCUUUUUAGCUUCUUGGGCUAAUUGUGUGUGCUCGCUGGGAAAGAGAAGGCCUCGGGCGUCGUGUUUUGGACGACACUUGAUUCGGAGCGGAGGCCCCAAAAUUCCGGCGUAACACGGCCGGCCUUCGACGCUCGGAUCGGCUAGAACCAUCGGCACCACCACCGGCGGCGGCAACCCGACGAAAGGAUGGCAUUGAAACGGAUUAACAAGGAGCUUCACGACCUGGCUCGCGACCCGCCCGCACAGUGUUCGGCCGGCCCAGUGGGCGACGACAUGUUUCACUGGCAAGCAACAAUUAUGGGCCCUAGUGACAGUCCAUAUCAGGGAGGUGUUUUCUUCUUGACUAUUCAUUUUCCAACAGACUAUCCCUUCAAACCACCCAAGGUGGCGUUCACGACGAGAAUCUACCACCCAAAUAUUAACAGUAACGGCAGUAUCUGUCUGGACAUUCUCAGAUCACAGUGGUCUCCAGCACUUACCAUUUCCAAAGUUCUUCUCUCCAUUUGCUCGCUGCUAUGCGACCCCAACCCAGAUGAUCCGCUAGUGCCAGAGAUCGCACGAGUCUACAAAACAGAUAGCUCCAAGUACACCAAAACGGCGAAAGAAUGGACACAAAAAUAUGCAAUGUGAUGGAGAAAGUGUCCCGGUGGUGGUGGUCGGGGGGCGGGACUCAUUUCUUUGGUUUCAGACUGAAAGGGGUUUAAUUUUUUUUUGUUUGUUUCCUCCUUUGAAUCUAUUUUUGGUUGUUCAAUCCAGAGAAUUUUUCACGGCCUGCCCCUGUUCUCUCCUUGACCUGCCCGUGCGCAAGUUUUGUUCCACAGGACGUGCGGAGUCUUGGUUUGUUUUUGUUUUUUUCCCCUCCAAUCUCCACAGUUGACGAGGCGCAUGCACCAUAGAAGCAAAUGAUCAUCAAGUUCGAGGAUUUGUUUGGCAACACAAAAAAAAAACUUUAGCGUAGGAAGCUGUUUGCGCGUUCACAACAAGCAUCGCAAUCCGGGGACAAAAUAGAAAGCACCUCAAUGUUGUAUUUUAUGCAUGUUAAUAACAAAGAAAAAAAUGGUAGGAAGAAUUGGGUUCCUCUUCCGAGGCGCUUGACCAUCCCCCCCACCCCCUUCCCUCAGAUUUCUUGAAGUCACUAUUGAUGACCUUUUGGCUUUGCCCCCCCUGCCCACCAACACACACACACAAACUGUCUUGUAGUGUAUCAUGUUAAGCUGACGGUUGAUCAUCAACUCACAGCUCUUGUUUUUAGUUUCCCUCUCCAAUAAAGUUACUUCAACCUUAA
Molecule: messenger RNA, 1538 nt
Organism: Corythoichthys intestinalis (scribbled pipefish)
Lineage: Eukaryota; Metazoa; Chordata; Actinopteri; Syngnathiformes; Syngnathidae
Product: ubiquitin-conjugating enzyme E2 D3-like
Exons: 7
Coding region: 440-883 (147 amino acids)
Biological process (GO): protein polyubiquitination
Cellular component (GO): nucleus
Molecular function (GO): ubiquitin conjugating enzyme activity
Source: RefSeq, a predicted model, not a curated record